AUGGCAGGUCCAGUCCUUCAUCCAAUUUUCUUCCCUAAUAGCCACCCCACCUGCCUUUCUUCUGCAGCUGCCUUCCCGCUCCUGGCAUUGGCUGAUGUGGAUGAGGACCGGGUGAAAGAUGUCCUGGUCGCCUUCCGGACCACGGAGCUCAACAGCAGCAGCAGCACCAACAGUAGCCUCGGGGGAGGAGGAGCAGUGCGCUGCUCAGGAGCUGGGCUGCCCUCCCCCUGUGCCAUCCUAGCGGCGCAUUCUGGCAACAACGGGAGCCUUCUCUGGGCCCAGCCGGUGGCGGAGGAGCUGCUGCUGCUGGACUGCUCCUGGGAGCACAGUGGGGGCCCCGCCUGCAUCCUCCUGGGAAGGCCCGACUUCCUGGCAGCCCUGGACUUGCAGACAGGGGAGACGCUGUGGCGGGUGGCAGCCCAUUUCGGAGCCAACGCCUCGGUACUGGGCCCCAUGUACAAGGUCCCUGACAUCAGCAGGGAUGGCUUAGAGGAUAUCUUGGUCUUCGCCAAGGUGGGACAGCAGCUGAGGAGCUCCUUCUAUGCUGGUUCAGAUGGCACCCAGAUCGGGGCCACAGCCCACUUGCCGCUACCAUACUGCCUGGGCCAUCUCUUGCAGGUCACAUCCAGUGGAGCCACCUACGUGCUCUUCCAUACAGAGAAAGGCCUCUUCAGCUACUCCAUGCAGCAGCUCUGGCGCAUGUCUGUCCCACUGCCCGCCUACCCGAGCAUCAACCUAAAAGAGGACUUGCGCUGGGAAGUGGCCAUUGAUGACAUCACCCACAGGGUCGCCCUCCGCAGCUUGGGAGGGAUCCGCUCUCUGACCAAGAUGGAGGAGAAGCCCGGCAGCAACUUUUUAGCGAGGGGUUCCUCCACACUGGAGAUGGUGGACGGGAAGCAUCUGGGCUCUGUCUGGGUCAUAGACAUGCCCCACCUCCUGAGGGAUCCUGUUGUUGGGUCCUACGAUCUUGACGACCUUGACAUGAUCAUCGAAAACCAAGUCUCCCCCACAAAGAAAAAGGUGAUGAUCGUGGAGGGCGAGACAGGAGACAUCGACUGGGAGGUGGAGCUGCUGCAGCCAGCGACAGCCCUGCCGCAGGCAGCCACCCUCCCAACAGCCGACCAUCUUUCCGUCUUCCUCUUCUGGGGCCAGUACCCAGAAGACACCACAGAGACGGCCUCUCCAGGCAAUGCCUCACAGCCGACACCGCACCUGUACCUCUUCCACCCAUCCCUCCCCAAUAUCCUCAUGGAGAUGACUAACAACACUGAGCCCGUAGUUGUCUUUGAGGGGGCCCUCUUUGAGAAGAGCCGCCACGCCUGCUACGUGCUGAUGACGGGCCCCGAUGUGAGCGGCACGUCCGACGGGACGGUUGUGCUCUCGAAGCGGCGGCUGAAGGAAGACGUGACCACAGGCAGGGUGCUGAGGCUCGGCCCCCUGGCCCAGAUGACAAAACAGGAAGUUCGGGAUCACUUCCUCCGGAUGCGGUACCGCAGCCUCCGCUGA
Molecule: messenger RNA, 1506 nt
Organism: Anolis carolinensis (green anole)
Lineage: Eukaryota; Metazoa; Chordata; Lepidosauria; Squamata; Anolidae
Gene: fam234a
Product: family with sequence similarity 234 member A
Exons: 10
Coding region: 1-1506 (501 amino acids)
Cellular component (GO): cell surface
Source: RefSeq, a predicted model, not a curated record